ACAUCUAGUAAACAUGGCCGAGGUACGCGUCACCCAGGCCAAAUCAUCACGUUGACGAGAAAAACGAAACUAAUGACCCAGACCCCAGCACCCCCCGGGUGGUCCUGCAAUGAACGCGACCUCGACACAGAAGACUACUGGUCCGCAAAUGGCGACGGGCAGGCCAUGGUGCAAGAGUACGGACUGGGCAAGGCAGUGCCCAUCAUGUGCAGGACGGGAGGGGAUGUGCUCAUCCUCAUUGAAGCCGGUUCGAAGCUGUAUCUGUGGAAUCCGAUUGAUCAGUGCCUGUGGGAGAUUACGCAAAAGGGGAGUCGGGAGAAGAUCGUCGGCAUGAUAGGUGAACCGGAUGGGAUCAUCAAUCUUGAGAAGGAAUUAGCGAAGCCGAAGUAGUGGGGAUGGUUUGUGUGAUGUGUGCAGUGAAGAAUGCAUGUUGGAUGGAGGUGUUGGCGGUGCAGGGCGUAAUUUACAGUGUGGUAUUGAAAAUUCCACGUUUUGUAUUGAGUGUCAUUUUGAUACAGUAUAACAAAUCGCAUCCCCGCGAUUCAACUACUGUCAAUAUCAACUGCCGCAGCUUCAUAACGAUGAACUCAGAACCUGGUA
Molecule: messenger RNA, 600 nt
Organism: Aspergillus wentii DTO 134E9
Lineage: Eukaryota; Fungi; Ascomycota; Eurotiomycetes; Eurotiales; Aspergillaceae
Exons: 1
Coding region: 73-390 (105 amino acids)
Source: RefSeq, a predicted model, not a curated record